Uncinocarpus reesii 1704 is the source of this 1122-nucleotide messenger RNA. RefSeq lists its product as uncharacterized. Gene Ontology annotation, cellular component: nucleus. The transcript has 2 exons. Gene Ontology annotation, biological process: regulation of transcription by RNA polymerase II. Lineage: Eukaryota; Fungi; Ascomycota; Eurotiomycetes; Onygenales; Onygenaceae. Gene Ontology annotation, molecular function: DNA-binding transcription factor activity, RNA polymerase II-specific; RNA polymerase II cis-regulatory region sequence-specific DNA binding. The record is from RefSeq and is a predicted model, not a curated record. The coding region runs from base 1 to 1122 and encodes 373 amino acids.
AUGUUGGCCGCCUUUAAUACUAACAUUGACCGUGCUGAAAGCGCGUUUCAUGGCCACAGACACUCUGGGUCAAUCCAGGCUACCGUGGGCGCGAAACCAAAUCCCCCAACGGCUCGACAUCGCAGAGGGUUGAGUCUUGAUCAGGGGAUCGCAAGGAACCGCCUUAAAUUUCCAUCCGAUAGAUACGAAAGUCUUGAACCUUUGCAAUGGCAAGCAUUUCCACGAAAUCUUGCGGAGGAAACAUUGCUGGACCGUCCAAACACGCCCGUAACCCAGAUCGACCCGGACUCCCUUCCAUUGACGCCAGCGACUACCCCAAGUUGGAAACCAAUACAUAUACCACGCGCCUGUAAGACGGCUCAGUCCUCGCCGGUCAAACAGCAUGCCGCCAUCACUCGUAACUUCGCGGUCAUGGAACGGGCAAGAUCUUCGCAAGGGGUAUCAGGUAGCUUGCUGCCGCGAGAAACCCUUGCUCCUCUUCCCAACACCAAUUCCCAUCAGCCAUUGGAAGCAUUUGACCUGCAAAUGCCGAAAAUGAGCGAUGAUGUCUUCUCAGAGUUCACUUUUCACCCGCAAGAGAACUUUGAGACGACAUCGAUGUCUUCACCAAUUUCACCAAGCAUGCCAUCUUUUUUAUCGUUGUCUGGUGUUCUCAACGAGCGAGACGUUAGCAGCACCACCAGCAUACUUAAUAAACCAGCCAAAUUACCGAUAGCACCAGCAACUCCCCUCCGUCCUGCUUCGCAACGUGGCGCAAUCUCGAGCCGCUCCUCCUCCCCUUCGAAGACUCUACUUUCGCCUCGUGCUCUCUCAAUUGCGGACCUCAACCUUGACGCCAGUAUAGACGCCUCGAUUGAAGAAACAGGCAUUACCUUGGAUGAUAUUGCGGCGUACAUCGACGGGCCUGAUCUCACGGAUAACAAAUGGAUAUGCAAAUACGAAGGCUGCAACAAACGGUUCGGGAGAAAGGAAAAUAUCAAAUCACACGUUCAAACGCACCUUGGAGAUAGGCAGUUCAAGUGCAACCAUUGCAACAAGUGUUUUGUCCGUGGUCAUGACCUCAAACGCCAUUCAAAGAUCCACACCGGGGUCAAGCCUUAUCCCUGCGAGUGUGGGGAAUAG